AUGUCCAAACGCAAGAAUGAGUCGCGCGCCAUUCGUACAGCGAAGAAGAGGAAGGCAGCCAUUACCAAUGAGGAAGUGUACAAGAACUUUCGCGCCGGCCUUUUUGACCCCAAGGUGCUCGCAGAAUACACAAAGUACUACGCGAACUCGCAACCCUAUAAGCAUGCGGUCAUACAAGAUCUAGUUGACGACAAGCUGCUGCGCAAUGUCCGCAACGAGAUUCGCGAAAACAUACACUUUACGCCCAAGGAGACGGAUAUCUACAAGAUUCACCAAUCCGGUGAUUUGGCAAACUUAGAUGGCCUUGAAGAUAGCGCGUUGGAGCGCCUACCGUCGCUACUCACUUUGCGAGAUUCCUUGUACUCGUCGGCGUUCCGAAAGUACCUCUCUUCGAUCACCAACUCUGGUCCAUUGAGUGGUGUAAAGACUGAUAUGGCAGUGAAUGUAUACACACCAGGCUGUCACUUGCUCUGCCACGACGACGUUAUUGGCAGCCGGCGCGUGAGCUGGAUCCUCUAUCUGCUCGAUCCCGACAUCCCAUGGAAGCCGGAGUAUGGUGGCGCACUACGACUCUACCCUACCGAAAACCUCAAGACACCUGACGGCGAUGCGGUCAAAGUGCCACAGCCUGACUUUUCGCUCUCGAUACCUCCAGCAUGGAACCAACUGUCCUUCUUUACCGUCCAACCCGGCGAGAGCUUUCACGACGUCGAAGAAGUAUACAGGCGCGGCGUCGAAGAGAAAGUUGAGGAAGAUGGCGGACGCAUCCGCAUGGCCAUUAGCGGCUGGUUUCACAUCCCACAAGAAGGCGAAGAAGGCUACGAAGAAGGUCUGGAAGAGAGACUCGCAGAAAAGUCCUCGCUUGUUCAACUACAGGGUGGCAAGGCAGACAUCUUCGACGAGCCGCGCGCCCAUUGGGUCGAGAACCCAGACUUUGAGGAGCAGGUCAAAGACGAGGAUAAAGCGCUGACUGAAGAAGACUGCGAGUUCUUGAUCAAGUACAUGAACCCGCACUACCUGGUGCCCGACACGGUGGAGGAAAUGUCCGAAAGAUUCUCAGACGAGUCAAGUAUCCAAAUCGGACAGUUUCUCUCCAAAAGGGUUUCCGCCCGCUUGCGCGAAUACCUCGAGUCCAAGGACCAGGAGCCAACCCCCAGUCUAUCACCAAAUCCCCACUCCGAGGCGUCCAAAGUUGGCGUUGCGCGACCCCCGCAUAAACAGCGCUAUCUAUACCGUCAAGCCGUCCAGCCUCGACCCUCGACGCCCUACCCAGAAGACGACGGCACAAUGACGCCGUACGACCAAUUAGUAGACGACCUGUUCCCGCACCCAGCGUUCCACAAAUGGAUCUCCAUUGUCACGGCGACGACGGUGAAGAAGAGCAAUAUCUUCGCACGUCGGUUUAGGCGGGGCAUGGAUUAUACGCUUGCGACUGCCUAUGAGGAGGAGGAGCCGCAACUUGAAGUCUGUCUCUGCAUCACGCCGUCCAAGGGCUGGGGCGACGAUGAGGCCGAGCAAGGAGAUGCAGAUGAUGGAGGUGAAGAGGCCGACAAAGCACAGCGGAACGGUAGCAACAAGGACAAGGCCAAAGCCAAGGCCAAACCACAAGAAAAAGAACAAGAACAAGAAGAAGAAGCCAUAGAAGUAGGCGGCUACGAAAUGUACAUGGCCGGCGACGACUCCGACUCCGACUCCGACCCCGACUCCGACUCUGAAGACACACCAGCACCAGCACCCCCAACCACAACAACAACCACAACCACCACCACCGGCGCCGGCCCCCGCCGCAAAACAAAAUCCGACCCCGCAAUCUACAAAUCCGCAUCCCACAACGCCCCCGACGACGGCAUCCUGCUCUCCCAACCUGCAUCCUGGAACCAUCUUGCGGUUGUGCUGCGCGAUCGCGGUGUCCUGCGCUUUACAAAGUAUGUGUCGAGGAGUGCGCGGGGGGAUCGGUGGGAUGUGGUUGGGGAGUUUGGGGUGGAGUUUGGGGAGGAUGAGGGGAUUGAGGGGGAGGGAAGAGUUGGGUAA
Plenodomus lingam JN3 is the source of this 2031-nucleotide messenger RNA. RefSeq lists its product as uncharacterized. Gene Ontology annotation, biological process: regulation of translational termination; peptidyl-proline hydroxylation. Gene Ontology annotation, molecular function: L-ascorbic acid binding; iron ion binding; peptidyl-proline dioxygenase activity. Lineage: Eukaryota; Fungi; Ascomycota; Dothideomycetes; Pleosporales; Leptosphaeriaceae. The record is from RefSeq and is a predicted model, not a curated record. Gene Ontology annotation, cellular component: cytoplasm.